CUUGGGCCUUGAUGGAUGGCUGACUAGCCAUUGGUAGGUUUGAUGCUGUUUGUUUAGAGCCAUUGGGCUUUGGACUUAGUGGCCCAAUUGAGAAUCAAUUGGGAGCCCAAACAACAUGCCCCCCAGACCCGGUCCAUUUAGAAUUAAAUGGGUGGGUUUCCAGCUGUCAGAAGUCCGAAAGUUCCCUCUCUUUUUUGAAAAGGGAUGAUUUGCAUUGAUGACAAGUGUUGGGAGUUGUAUUGUGUCGUGGAGAUCAUGGGUUGAGGAAGUUGAUGCGCCCCCUUUCUUUUCUAUAAAUACUGGGUGCUUUGCUCCUUUCGAACUUUUUACUCCUUCUUUCAAACUUAUUCUCUUCUCUAAAUUCCGGCGAUCGCAGUUUUCAAAUUUCUUCAGAUCUACGGAUUUCGGCCAGCUUUAGACUUCGGGAACUUGGGUUGUUCGUUUUAUCGGCGAAUUCCGCUUCGGAAAAAGGUAAUUUGUUUCUGAAUUCUCCUUUCCUCUUCGUUUUUCCUUCUACCCCUCAAUCUAAACCCUAGGCCGAGAAUUCGCGACCAUGGCCAAGAAUAGGGGCAAAAGCAAGUUCGUUGUUGGCUCCUCUAGUGAGAGGGAGAACGUGCCUUCGGGAAGGUUACCGAAAACUUCGAGGGGUCGGCCUUCGGAGAGGCCGGUGGAGAGGCGUUCGACUGGUUGGGAUGCUUCCAAAGAUGAUGUUGCUGGCGGGUCUAGCGUGUCUGAACGCGCAACUUCUGGUAAGAAAGCUGGUUCUUCGGGUGUGCGCCGUCCUUACCCUGAGUUUCCAGUUCAUUGGACUGAAGCUGAUCCGCAGGGCAAGUAUGCCCCGAUCUUGCAUGAGACCACUAAGAUCGAUGGUCCGUUGGAGAAAUCGGUCAGUGGUGACUGGUUGGUGGAGGCGAAGCUGGGGAACUACCAUCGGAGGGCCGAAGAGUUAUACGGAAUCCAGCACGCCUUGGGGUACUGGUGCGAACUUCCCGAUCAGGAGCGUCCUCGGGUGACUCAUCCGCCGAGGGGGUUCAUCUCUGUGUAUACUCAUCACUUGGAGAACGGUCUCCGCUUUCCCUUGGAUCCCUUCAUUUCCGAGCUCCUGGUGUCGUACAACAUCAGUUUGGCCCAACUUACCCCCAAAUCUAUGAGGCACAUCAUCGGAUUUAGAUGGGUGUGCGAUUUCGUUAACUUUCCCUGCUCUGUCGCCGUGUUUCGGGAUCUCCACGAUCUGUCUUUCAAUCACGCUUCCAAGGGGGAUGGGUAUGGUUGGUGGACCAUCAUCAACAAAAAGUCCCGAAGAAAGGGGGAGCCGAACUACAUUACGGCCUACCCUUACCUCAGCUCUGACCAUAAUUGGAAGACGGAGUGGUUGUUCGUUCGUGUGCCGACAGAUCCGAAGCAUCCCAAUUUUUAUCGCCCUCCGAAGUGGUUUGUGACUCCUGAUCCUGAUAUGCGAAGCGUGGCUGCUCCGGAUCGGAACCAUCACCACUACGUGGAUCUCCUCCAGUGGUUUUUGGCUCGGGAGGACAACUACAAACUGCCGUCUAACUGGCUCCCGAACCUCAACUAUAUCUUGCGGGAGGACAUUCUUGCUGUUGCCGGUCUCAGCAGGAUUUUUGACAGGGGUAGGUGUCUUUCGGCUGGGACCGUGCUUUAGUAAGUUUUGUCCUCCUCCUUUUUGUCUCGUUUUAUUGAUUUUGUUUUGUGCUUUGUUUCUGCAGAGUACGGCUUUAGCUGCAUUGAUCCUGUGGUUUUGGGCAUCUCUUUGGAUCUGAAGACUAUUCACGACUCGGCUCCUGAUUACAAGUUCGGGAAAGAGAAUCCUCGUAAUCCUCGCUUGAAGGAUUACGUGCUGUCUCCGUCUGGUGUCGCUCGGAUAUCUGAAGUUCGAGCUGAUCCGUGGGAUUCUGCCUCUUCUCCCGAAGCUGUUCCAGUGAAGGUCGUGCUUCCUGAUUUGAGGACAACCUCAGAUCCGGUGAGUGUUUCUAUAUCCCGAAGUUUUUUGUUUCCAUCUUUCUUUCUGGUUGGCCGUCGGCUAACGUCUUGGUCCUGGACCAUCUUUAUAGGGUCCUGGGACUGACACUGUGCCGCGUGCCGUUCCUUCGGUUUCAUCUCCGGCUCGGAUAGAUAUCUCUUUAUCUAGGAACCGGGUACUUCACGGUUUUUCUUUAUUUCUUCCUUUGUCUUCUUUUACGUUUAUUGACCCUUGGUCUCCUCUGUUUAGGAUCAACGCAAAAGGAAGGGAUCAACUCUUUUGAGGCCUUCCGCGCAUCCGAAGAAAGCGAAAGCUUCUCAGUCCUCGGAGAAGGUAUUUGCUCUGACUUGGAGUUUUUGUAGUCCGUUUUUCCCUUCUUUUUCUUUCUCCUUGAGGCUGAUCUCUGAACGCCUGUUUUGUAGGAAACGGUUUCGGAAGACAUGCCUCCUCCCAAGAAUCUCCUUCACUUCAUGCCCUUGCCAGGGCAGAAGUUGAAGAGUGUGGUGGUUGCGGAGCCGCCGCCCGUGGAUCAACCGUUGGCUGAGGAAGAUACCAUCCCCUCUCCGCUGAAGCCGUCUACUGCUCUAGGGAUCGAGAUCCAGGAUAUCACCAAGGUGAUGGAGGCGAUUGAAGCCGACCUUGUUCCUGGCUCGGGUGCCCCUAUUGUGGUCGAGCAGAAGGAGGAAUCUGCUGACGUUUCUCUCGAAAGAGAGAAAAGUCCAGAUAAGGAGAUGGUGGACCUCACCGAAGCUCAUAUUGAGGUUCCCGAAGCUGAGAAGGAGGUUCCUUCUGCUGAGGAGGAGCAGCCCGAACAGGGUCUGACGAGGAAGAGGCGCCAUUCGACCUUGGGUUCUACUUCGACCUCGGCCCUGGAUAGACUGAUCCACGCUGACCCUUGCUCGGAUGUUCCGCUGAAACGGAUCCCCGAGGAGGUAAGGGAGGCGAUGGCUCGCUAUGCUAGAGCUCCGGUUUUGGGGGAGAACCCCAUGGCUCAUGUGGGAUCUUUGGUGGGUCCCGAAGCUGCACGGGAGAAUCUUCUUCGGGCCAACCCGCAGUGGAGGGUUCCUGGAGCUGAGGAGAGGACCCAGCUAUGAUGGCCCAAUACUAUCUGAAUGAGGUAAGUGUUGGAUUUUCCCUUUUGAGUUCCGUUUUUUUUUUUUUUUUUUUUUUUUUUUUUUUUUACUUUUCCUCAUCUUUUCUUCUUUCCCAGGCUGUUUUCUGGUCCUCGUUCGCUUCCGAGUGUAGCUCGGUUGAGGAGAGACAACUGAGGAGAUAUCAGGAGGCUUAUGCUCGUGAUAUCCCUAUCUUGGACCAGAAGGCUGGGCAGCUCUUCGCCGAGCUGGUGGAGGUCAAGCAACUGUACCUUCAGUACAGUCGUGAGGCUAGGGAAUCGGCUGAGCAGAUCGGGGCCGAAGUUGGGAAGCUUACUUUCCAGGUCGAGGAGGAUGCUGAAAAGAUAGCUUCCUUCGACCAGGAGAGGAAAGAAAUGGCCGCCAAGUUUGCGAGCGAACUUGAAGAAAAGGACAGUCUUCUCAAGGAGAUGACUUCUAAAUUUGAGGCGGCCGUUAAGUAGAGCCAGGAAGCGGAGGCGAGGCUUCAGCAGUUUGUCAAGCAUCGGGAGAUUGUUCAGAAUCAAGCUGACAAGGUGCCCGUUCUCCAGCUGAAGAUCCGAGAGAAGGAUGCGGCCAUUCGGAAGUUGGAGCAAGAGCGAGUUGACCUCUAUACUGCUGAUCAGUGUAGAGAGCAAUACUGGAAUGGCAUCCUGGGUGCUCGGCGCAUGUUUGCGAAGCAUAUGCCUCAUUUCCCUUGGAAUGAGAAGGUUCCGCUCUGGAUGAGGGCCCAGGAUCACUUGGUGGAGUGCCAGGCCGAUCGAGACGAAGCUGAAGCUGAACGCCAAGCUGCUCUAGCAGAGGCUCGGGCCCAGAAGGCGACUUCCGAAGGUGACACUACUGCUGGGGGUUCUUCGAAGGAUGCUCCCCUGGGGGCUGCUCCUGAGACUCCCAAGAGUUAGGGAUUCGGGCAGUCGUCUUCUUCAGAGUCGGUCGGUUCCAGUUGAGGACUUCCGAACAUGUGCUUGCCUUUCCCCCUUUUGCCUCGGCGCUGCGUUGUACUCAUUUCCUUUUGUUUUUCUUUAGUACUUCGGUAGGCCGGUAUUGUCUGUUGAUGGCUGCCGAUUUUAACUGUUUCAUUUUGUUUUCAAUUUUUGAGGUUUUCAAUGUAUUUGUACUCCCCCCAAAUAUUGAAUAAAAAAUGAAUGUUUGUUACUUGGCUGCUUCUUUUCAAUUUUGUACCUUCGCAAUUUUAGGUCUUUGAAUCCGUAGAUUUUUCGAGCUCUUCUUUCUGUAGACUUGCUAAAAACCUUUUGAUCUUGCGAGCUCUUUAAAUCCGUAGAUCUGUUAAGAGACUUUUUAACUUUGCGAGCUCUUCAAAUCCGUAGAUUUGCUAAGAGAAUCUUUAGUUUUGCGAGUUCUUCAAAUCCGUAGAUCUGCUAAGAGACUCUUUAAUUUUGCGAGUUCUUCAAAUCCGUAGAUCUGCUAAGAGACUCUUUAAUUUUGCGAGUUCUUCAAAUCCGUAGAUCUGCUAAGAGACUCUUUAGUUUCCAGACUCUUCAAAUCCGUCGAUCUGCUCAGAGGUCUGGAUUGUUCUUCCGAUCUCUUGUGGUUCGGAAACCUGGGCAAGAGAUCGCUAGUCUGCCUCUUAGUUAUGCCUUUGGCGAUCCGUGGAUCUGAGCCGGAGUUUUAUAACUUGAUUCGAGCGACUGUUUGUGGCGAACAAGUUUUAUUUGGUUAUCGCGAAUCCGAGGAUUCUGGACGAUUCCCUGAAGUGUAUGACUUGGUCAUUUCUUGCAUUUUAUCAAGGAAUGGGCAAAAUCAACCUGUUUUUAGUCUCGGAUUGAUCAGAUCCGAGGCUGCAUAUAUAUAAGGGGACAAUAAAUAUAGAGAUAAGUUUAAUGAAACACAUGGUGCCAAUGGCUUUCCUCUUCUCAUUAAACAACUUACUUGGUUUACAGACAGAGAUCAUACAAAAUAUUUCUUGAGAACAUCGGUAUUCCAAUGGUUCUUCAAAAUUGUUCCAUCUAACUGUUUCAGCAUAAACGUGCCUGGCCUUUUUUCGGAAUGGAUGAUGUAUGGUCCUUCCCAAGUGGCUGAGAGUUUGCCAUGGAUCCGUCCUUUCUGAACCGAGGCGGCGUUUCUGAGCACUAGAUCACCGACUUUUAGGGGUCUGGCGUUGACUCUUCGGUUGUAAUGCUUGUUGACCCUUUGCAAAUAGGCUGCGUUGAGUGUCCUUGCAUCGUUCCGAGCUUCGUCCAGUAGAUCGAGAGUUUCGGACAGAAGUUGGUUGUUGCUUUCUCCUUGGAGCCCAUCAUACCUGUUGUAUGCCUGGAUCCUCAGGAUUUCUGUUCCGAUUUCCACAGGGAUGACAGCUUCGGAUCCGUAUACAAGGUGGAACGGUGUUUGCCCGGUAGCUUCUUUCUCGGUGGUCCGAAGGGACCAUAGCGUUCCGGGUAGCUCUUCUAACCACUUGUUUUUGUCAUCCUCGACUCUUUUCUUGAGUGCAUUGAGGAUGAGUUUGUUAGCAGCUUCGGCUUGCCCGUUGCUUUGUGGGUGGCAAACUGCCGAGUAAGCUAGGUGUAUGCCGAACUGUUUGCACCAUUUUUGCAACGGGAUGUUGUCGAACUGUUUCUCGUGGUCGAUGUAAUCCCCCGUAAUUUUAUACAUUUUAGUUAUAUAUUUUAACGAAUAUUUAAUAUAUUUAAUAUAUAAUUAAACAUAAAUUACGGAUUUUAGAAACGAAUAUGUAAUUGAAAUGUAAUUAUUUUAUUUCAUUUGGAAUACUUUUAAUGAUUUACGAAAUCAAAAUGUAUUUUCGAAUUUUACGUUAACACGAAUUCGAUUUUGGAUUCGAAUCCUAAAUACUAAAUUCCUAAGUCUAGCCCAAUUGAAUAAAGCCCAAUAAUAUAAACCCAUAACCCCACACUUCUACUCCAUGUAAAACACAAAACACAAAACACCAAACCCUUCUCCUCUCUACUCUUCACGUGGAAAACCAAAAAAAGGAAAAAAAAAAAGGAAGAAAAACCCUCCUGCUUCACGUACAACCUCCCAGCCGUUGCACUCUCUCUCCUCGCCGCGGCCCUCCUCCUCACGACUGAGCCCUCGACGCCGCCACCGCAAAGCACCACCGUGUGCCGCCGUCCACCACCUAGCGCAGUCACCCACGAACCUCGACCACCGCCUUGCACGCAACCACCGCACGCAACCACCGUGCUCCUCCCUCGCCGCAAGCCGCCACCGUCUACCGGCCAGCCUCCUCUCCCCUCUCUAAUUCUUGGCGGAGAAUUCUCUUUAGGCGACUUUUGAAAGUGUUAAAGUGGCCUAUCAGUUUGUUUACACAAGUCUCUAAGGGUCAAUAAGCGUUGCCCAUCUACAGGUUUGAAGAUGAUGCAUCAUUGGGAUCGGGAUUAGAGAGCUUGUAUUUCUAUUCGUUUAAUUAAGUGAUUCAAUUUGUUAACUUGGAUUUGAAAUUUGUCGUACUAUUCGUAUUUCCUUAAUUCAGUUAAUUGGUUUGGACCUAAUAUGUAAUAGAUUAUUUAUGAACCUAAAAGUUAGUUUUAUGUUUUCCGCUGCAAAAUUCUGAAUAAGCCGUAACGUUUUCACACGGGCGAUAAUACUUUGAUAAUUCCCUACAGUUAUAUUUAAAAAGAGGUUAUUUUAGAAAAUGGGGAUUGUUGGGGUGUUACAAAGUGGUAUUUUUGAGCUAAAGGUUUUACUGACAUUUCGUGUCUACCUUUUAUAUCUUAGGCGCCUAACCAACUAAUUAGUUACGUAAAAGUAAUUUCAUACUAGUGAAUAAAUUUAAAGUUAUUAGCUAGAAAUGUUUGAAUUUAUUUUAAUAUUGACUCUUGAAUCGUGCUUUGAAAUACGUUUUUGGUUAUGCGAAUUAAUGUAUUUCGAUUCUUUUGAAAUUCAAAUUAA
Molecule: messenger RNA, 6954 nt
Organism: Spinacia oleracea (spinach)
Lineage: Eukaryota; Viridiplantae; Streptophyta; Magnoliopsida; Caryophyllales; Amaranthaceae
Exons: 5
Coding region: 554-1660 (368 amino acids)
Source: RefSeq, a predicted model, not a curated record